Molecule: messenger RNA, 1980 nt
Organism: Rhizophagus irregularis DAOM 181602=DAOM 197198
Lineage: Eukaryota; Fungi; Glomeromycota; Glomeromycetes; Glomerales; Glomeraceae
Source: RefSeq, a predicted model, not a curated record
AUGGAUAUGGAUAUCGAUGGAACAGACGGAAAGCCUUAUGUACUUAUAGAACCUCGUAAAUUACCAGUCACUAAGGGGUCACGAAACAGAGUAAACUAUACAAAUGGAGAGUCUUCAAAUUCUCUUUUGAACACUUUUUCAGAGCCUAAAACGGGGAUAGUUUAUGAUAGAAGGAUGCGUUACCAUGGAAAUAUUCAUGAAGACGAACACCACCCUGAAGAUCCAAAGAGGAUUACCGUUAUUCAGGAAAAAAUAAAAAAUACUGGUUGCUUAAACAAAAUGGUUUUAAUAAAAGCUCGUGAAGUUUCGGCCGAGGAGGCCUGCCUUGUACAUACUGAGGACCACUGGGACUUUGUUACAAAGACUGCGCAUAUGAGUGAUAAUGAAUUAAUAAAAAAUGCCGAUGAAUAUAAUUCUAUUUACCUUAAUAACGAGACAGCAUUUUGUGCAAGAUUGUCAUGUGGUGGUGUAAUCGAAUUAUGCAAAGCUGUUGUUGAUGGAACUGUUACGAACGGUUUUGCAAAUGUUCGCCCUCCGGGUCAUCAUGCGGAAAUUAACGAGCCAAUGGGAUUUUGUAUUUUUAAUAAUGUGGCAGUUGCGACCCAAUGUUUAAGAAAACAUUACAAUGUAGAAAAAGUCUUCAUACUUGAUUGGGAUAUUCAUCACGGUAAUGGUACGCAAAAGGCUUUUUAUAACGACCCUAAUGUUGUAUAUUGUUCGAUACAUCGAUAUGAGAAUGGUCAUUUUUAUCCUGGUGAUAAGGCAUUAGCUAACUAUACAGCAAUAGGUGGAGGUGAGGCCAAAGGCAAAACGAUAAAUAUACCGUGGCCCCGUGCGGGGAUGACUGAUAGUGAUUAUAUAUUCGCGUUCAAUAAAGUAGUAAUGCCCAUAGCUUACGAAUUUUCACCAGAUAUUGUAAUUGUUUCAGCAGGUUUUGAUGCUGCCGAAGGCGAUCCUAUUGGCGAAAAUCACGUGACACCGAGUGGAUUCGGUCACAUGACUCAUAUGUUGAAGACUCUGGCUAACGGCAAACUUAUUUUGGCCUUAGAGGGAGGAUAUAAUCUUGACUCUAUAUCAAAAUCUGCUCUUGCUUGUGUAAAAGUUUUGCUUGGGGAGCCACCAAGUAAAUUAGGUCCAAUAAAUCCCAACCAAGAUUGUUUGGAGACAAUUCACCAAGUAAUUCGUACACAAUCGAAAUAUUGGAAUUGUCUUGCUCCGGUAUAUUAUGCUACCGAAGAUCGGUUACCUGGACAACUUCUUGUAGAUAUGGCAGAGAUGCUUAAAAUGUACAGGACAAGAAAUUUAUAUUCAAAAUAUAAAUUAAUUCCAGUACCAUUAUCCGAUGGCAAGUUAGGACAGCGAUUCACAAAUUUGGCUUGUUGCAGGGCUGAUACUCGUGCCACGUCGAAUUCAAUCAAUGUUUCAAAUUCGUAUAUGAUAGACACGGUCUAUUUAUAUAUUGAGACAAUAUUGGGCAACAAUCACGGGAUCAUUGACGUUGAUGUACCUCCGGUAGUUAAUCAACCAAAAAAUGAAAAUCAAGACUUGAAAGACUUAUUAAUAUUCUUAUGGGACAAUCUCAUAGAAGCAACAAAUCCAAAGAAAGUUAUUUUAAUAGGUGCUGGUCGUGGCUGUCGAAGUUUAGCAGGACUUAUUAAUGAGAGAGACUAUAGUAUCAUGGAAAAAGUUGUAUGCACAAUCAUGAUACCUGGACCAAACGAAGUUCCUUCUGUAUCCAAAAGGACGGAUCUUUCAACUUGGUAUCAAAGCAACGCUAAUGUGCUGUUGCCGGCAAAUCAUCCAUUUUGGGAAAAGAAAAUUAAGAGAGAACAUGGAACAUGUAGCAAAAUUGAGGAUUUAAAUAAUAUGCCAGUUCAAGAUAUGCUUGUACAUUUACACAAUGACAUGUUUUCUCAUAUAAAUCAAAUAUUGGUGAAUGGCGGGCCUGCAAAUUCCUCGAAUGAAGAGAGGAAUAAUUAA